GCGGAAGUGUCAGUCGUUAGCAACAUACCUUAACAACAACAGUUUAACAAGGGUAUAACUGGCAAGACAAAUAGCUACCAAAUUAUCAAACAAAUAACAAUGGCAGACACUCAGCAGGAGGCUGUAAAUAUAGGCCCUGGAGGUGUUCCAGAAGGAGCAAAAACUUCAGAAUACUACAAAACAGAUGAACAUUUACCACAGAGAUUUGACAAUCCUGGAUGGUUCCAAGGUUAUGGAGGUAAACAACAACAUCCAAUGUAUAGGACUAGUGGUCAGGACUAUGGAGCACGGGUGCCAACAGUACACAAUAUGCCUAAAAGUUUUCAUGGUCGCACACAAAAAUUCUCAAAUCAUCUAGGAAAAUGUGGAAUGUACAGGAACCACUCAAUGAACACUGCCUUGGACCAAAGUAAAGUGUGAUCAUACUUAUUCUAGAUA
Molecule: messenger RNA, 438 nt
Organism: Mytilus californianus (California mussel)
Lineage: Eukaryota; Metazoa; Mollusca; Bivalvia; Mytilida; Mytilidae
Product: piercer of microtubule wall 1 protein-like
Exons: 4
Coding region: 100-420 (106 amino acids)
Biological process (GO): axoneme assembly
Cellular component (GO): axonemal microtubule
Source: RefSeq, a predicted model, not a curated record